This is a messenger RNA of Dipodomys spectabilis (banner-tailed kangaroo rat), 3482 nucleotides long. RefSeq names its product potassium voltage-gated channel subfamily H member 3 (gene Kcnh3). Gene Ontology annotation, molecular function: voltage-gated potassium channel activity. Bases 100 to 3165 code for a protein of 1021 amino acids. The record is from RefSeq and is a predicted model, not a curated record. Lineage: Eukaryota; Metazoa; Chordata; Mammalia; Rodentia; Heteromyidae. The transcript has 14 exons. Gene Ontology annotation, biological process: regulation of membrane potential; potassium ion transmembrane transport. Gene Ontology annotation, cellular component: membrane.
AACUUCGUACUGGGCAACGCCCAGGUGGCAGGCCUCUUCCCUGUGGUCUACUGCUCUGAUGGCUUCUGUGACCUCACGGGCUUCUCCCGGGCUGAGGUCAUGCAGCGGGGCUGUGCCUGUUCUUUCCUCUAUGGGCCAGACACCAGUGAGCUGGUCCGCCAACAGAUCCGAAAGGCUUUGGAUGAACACAAGGAAUUCAAGGCUGAACUGAUCCUGUACCGGAAAAGUGGGCUUCCGUUCUGGUGUCUUCUGGAUGUGAUACCCAUAAAGAAUGAGAAGGGGGAGGUGGCCCUCUUCCUGGUCUCUCAUAAGGACAUCACUGAAACCAAGAACCGAGGGGGCCCCGACAAGUGGAAGGAGACAGGUGGUGGCCGGCGCCGAUAUGGUCGCGCAGGAGCCAAAGGUUUUAAUGCCAAUCGGCGGCGGAGCCGGGCUGUGCUCUACCACCUGUCUGGUCACUUGCAGAAGCAGCCCAAGGGCAAGCACAAGCUCAAUAAGGGAGUGUUUGGAGAGAAGCCAAACUUACCCGAGUACAAAGUUGCUGCCAUCCGGAAGUCACCCUUCAUCCUGCUGCACUGUGGGGCACUGAGAGCCACCUGGGACGGCUUCAUCCUGCUUGCCACACUCUAUGUGGCUGUCACCGUGCCCUACAGCGUCUGUGUGAGCACAGCUCGGGAGCCCAGCGCGGCGCGGGGCCCGCCCAGUGUCUGUGACCUUGCCGUGGAGGUCCUUUUCAUCCUUGAUAUUGUGCUGAAUUUCCGCACCACAUUUGUAUCUAAGUCAGGCCAGGUGAUAUUUGCCCCAAAGUCCAUUUGUCUCCACUAUGUCACUACCUGGUUCUUGCUGGAUGUCAUCGCCGCUCUGCCCUUUGACCUGCUACAUGCCUUCAAAGUCAACGUGUACUUUGGGGCCCACCUGCUGAAGACCGUGCGCCUACUGCGCCUGCUGCGCCUGCUGCCACGGCUGGACCGGUACUCUCAGUACAGUGCUGUAGUACUGACCCUGCUCAUGGCUGUGUUUGCCCUUCUUGCCCACUGGGUGGCCUGCGUCUGGUUCUACAUAGGCCAACGGGAGAUUGAGAGCAGCGAAUCGGAACUUCCAGAAAUUGGCUGGCUGCAGGAGUUGGCCCGACGACUGGAGACCCCCUACUACCUGGUAGGCCGGAGCCCUAUUGGAGGGAACAGCUCUGGGCAGAGUGAUAACUGCAGUAGCAGCAGCACGGAGGCCAAUGGGACAAGUCUGGAGCUCCUGGGUGGCCCGUCACUGCGUAGUGCCUACAUCACCUCCCUCUACUUCGCACUCAGCAGCCUCACCAGUGUGGGCUUUGGCAACGUGUCUGCCAACACAGACACUGAGAAGAUCUUCUCCAUUUGCACCAUGCUCAUUGGUGCCCUGAUGCACGCAGUAGUAUUUGGGAACGUGACGGCCAUCAUCCAGCGCAUGUACGCCCGCCGCUUUCUGUACCACAGCCGUACCCGUGACCUGCGAGACUACAUCCGCAUCCAUCGCAUCCCUAAGCCCCUCAAGCAGCGCAUGCUGGAGUACUUCCAGGCCACGUGGGCCGUGAACAAUGGCAUCGACACCACUGAGCUGCUGCAGAGCCUUCCAGAUGAGCUUCGUGCAGAUAUCGCCAUGCACCUGCACAAGGAGGUCUUGCAGCUACCGCUGUUUGAGGCCGCAAGCCGAGGCUGCCUACGGGCACUGUCCCUAGCUCUGCGGCCUGCCUUCUGCACACCUGGCGAGUACCUCAUCCACCAAGGCGAUGCUCUCCAGGCCCUCUACUUUGUCUGCUCCGGCUCCAUGGAAGUGCUCAAGGGUGGCACCGUGCUUGCCAUCCUAGGAAAGGGCGAUCUGAUUGGUUGUGAGCUGCCCCAGCGAGAGCAGGUGGUAAAGGCCAAUGCUGAUGUCAAAGGUCUGACAUACUGCGUGCUACAGUGUCUGCAGCUGGCUGGGCUGCAUGAGAGCCUUGCACUGUAUCCUGAGUUUGCCCCACGCUUCAGCCGUGGCCUCCGAGGGGAGCUCAGCUACAACUUGGGUGCUGGAGGCUCUGCGGAGGUGGAUACCAGCUCCUUGAGUGGGGAUAACACACUCAUGUCUACACUGGAGGAGAAGGAGACAGAUGGGGAGCAGGGCCCCACAGCCUCCCCUGCCCCAGCAGAUGAGCCUUCCAGCCCCCUCUUGUCCCCUGGUUGCACUUCUUCAUCCUCAGCUGCUAAGCUGCUGUCUCCACGUCGAACUGCACCCCGACCUCGUUUAGGUGGCAGAGGGAGGCCAAGCAGGGCAGGGGCUUUGAAAGCUGAGGCUGGGCCUUCUCACCCACGGAAACUAGAAGGGCUGCAGCUGCCCCACAUGCCAUGGAAUGUACCCCCGGAUCUGAGCCCCAGGGUUGUAGAUGGCAUUGAGGAUGGCUGUGGCUCUGACCAACCCAAGUUCUCUUUCCGAGUGGGUCAAUCUGGCCCAGAAUGUAGCAGCAGCCCCUCCCCUGGACCAGAAAGUGGCCUGCUUACGGUUCCACUUGGACCCACUGAGGCGAGGAGCACAGACACACUGGACAAGCUGCAGAAGGCGGUGAUGGAACUAUCUGAGCAAGUGCUGCAGAUGCGGGAAGGGCUGCAGUCACUCAGACAGGCUGUGCAGCUCGCCUUGGUGCCCCAGGGGGAAGUCCCAUGUCCUCGAGCAUCAGGAGAGGGGCCAUGCCCAGCCAGCAUUUCUGGGCUCCUGCAGCCUCUGCGUGUGGACACUGGAGCAUCCUCCUACUGCCUGCAGCCAUCAGCUGGCUCUGUUUUAAGUGGGACCUGGCCCCAUGCUCACUCAGGUCCCCCUCCUCUCAUGGCACCCUGGCCCUGGGGUCCUCCAGCAUCCCAGAGCUCCCCUUGGCCUCGAUCCACGACUUUAUGGACCUCCACCUCAGAAUCAGAGCCCCCUGGCUCUGGAGAACUGUGCUCUGAACCCAGCACCCCGGCCUCACCCCCUCCUGAGGAAGGGACCAGGACUGGGCCCCCAGAGCCAGUGAGCCAGGCUGAGGCUGCCAGCACUGGAGAGCCCCCACCAGGGACUGGGAGCCAGGCCUUGCCCUGGGACCCCCACAGUCUAGAGAUGGUGCUUAUUGGCUGCCACGGCUCUGGCACAGUCCAGUGGACCCAGGAAGAAGGCACAGGGGUCUGAUUGCCAGCCCAAGUUCAGUACUGCAGACACUAGUACCUGUCUAACCUCAGGACUCUAAGCUGAUCAAUGGCUCGAGACAGUUGCUGGAGAAGAGGGCUUGGCGCUGGACCUCAAGGGUAUGCUAGGGCCUUGAGGAGUCCACAGGUCCGACUUCUGGGCCCCUCCUCUGCCUGCUUCACUGACCACCUCAUCCUGCUUUGCAGGCUGCAGGCAGAGAACAAGGAGGAGCUCUGCUGUCCCUUGCAUGUGCCCGUCUCUACCUGUCCUUACAUUUUUUUUUAUAUUAAAAAAAUAAAAGAAAGUACUUUGGAACUCGG